AUGAACCAUCCCACAUUCCCACCCAAGUCUCCUCUUGGCCAGUUUCAUAGCUACAAUUCAAGAACAUGAAUUCCUGGUAUGAAUUCGAAGGUGGCGCCGAGCCCGACGUUUUCUUCGAUGAACUUAGGAAGCAAGUCUUACAAUUGACAGCAGAUGAUGAUGAAGAGUUUCCGGGAUUAAUGAAAGGAAGCAGCAGAUACCUCAAAAACCAGAGAGGCCCAAAUAACAAGUCAGUGGUGCAAGUUGGAUGUGAGUAUGAGUGGACAGGCAGCAUGGAUAGAAGCAAAGUGCCUCAGUGGCUACUAGACCUGUGGAGAACAGAGAACAAAGAUUCAGCAGCAAUGUUCAAUGGAACUGGGGUGUUCAUACCACAUAUUGUCAACACCAGAAGAAGAUCCAAACCAAGGAAGAAGAACAAUGAAAGAGGAAGAGUGUACAAGCCAGUGGCUAAAGUCAACUAAUUCAUUCAUUCAUUCAUUCUAUCUGUAUCCUAUUGCCAUCAAGAAGUGAAUAAUAUGUAUCUUUAUUCUUUUGUGUAAAUACGAAGAUGGAAAUUAAAGAAUCGAAUAUUGUUUUUGUUGCUUCUA
This is a messenger RNA of Ipomoea nil (Japanese morning glory), 587 nucleotides long. RefSeq lists its product as uncharacterized. Lineage: Eukaryota; Viridiplantae; Streptophyta; Magnoliopsida; Solanales; Convolvulaceae. The record is from RefSeq and is a predicted model, not a curated record. Bases 66 to 461 code for a protein of 131 amino acids. The transcript is spliced from 2 exons.